Messenger RNA from Diplodia corticola, 387 nucleotides. Its product is annotated as zinc finger protein. Gene Ontology annotation, molecular function: zinc ion binding; nucleic acid binding. Lineage: Eukaryota; Fungi; Ascomycota; Dothideomycetes; Botryosphaeriales; Botryosphaeriaceae. Gene Ontology annotation, cellular component: nucleus. The transcript is spliced from 2 exons. Bases 1 to 387 code for a protein of 128 amino acids. The record is from RefSeq and is a predicted model, not a curated record.
AUGCCCGCCAUCCGGGGAGCGCAGUCCAAGAAGAAGACGCGCCGCUACACGCGCGACGUCGACCAGGUCUACGCCGACCUACGCUCUGAGCGCCACCUCCAACUCUACAAGGAAACAAAGGCGGAGGAGGACCUGCCUGCCCUUGGCCAGUUCUACUGCAAGGAAUGCGCGAAAUGGUUUGAGAGCAACGACAAUCUCACCUCGCACCAGCGUGGCAAGCCUCACAAGCGGAGGUUGCGGCAGCUGCGCGAGGAGCCACACACUUCGAAGGAGUCCGAAGCAGCCGUGGGGCUACGUACGGACAAUGGGACAAGGAGCAACGGGACAGACAGGACUGGCUUGACGGGCGCUGUUGAGGGCAUGAUGGUGGAGGAGACGGUUGCUUGA